AUGUCGAAUGUCUCCCAAGUCCGAGAUUUCUUGAAAGAAUGUAAUCUUACGGAUUAUUAUGAUAGAUUCAUUGCUGAAGGAUUUGAUCAACUACAAUCGCUGUUUGACGUGACCGAGGCUGACUUAAUUGCAAUGGAUGUCAAACGAGGGCAUCGCAGGCGAGAGAUUGCAACAGCCAAAGGGAUCUCUCCGGAUCAACCUAUUUUUAUUUCACCAGGUGAUCAAAGCGGAUUAAAUAGUAUUUCGAAUAACAUUCAUUUGAAAACUCCUCACACGCCCCUCACUGUUGAUAGCGCAACAUUGGAAUCUCCGCAAGAAGGAAGCAGGACACUUGAGGACGAUGAACCAUCAGAUCCUCAGCAUGUACAGGGAAGCAAAUGUACGAAACGAAAAUACAGGCGUCAUCCGAAACGCGACAAAAAUGCACCUGUCAAACCACUUUCGGCUUAUGUCAUGUUUGCACAUAAGGUUCGCGAAGAAUAUCGUGGGAAAAAUAUCCCUUUUACUGAAAUGGCAAAGAUAGUCGGCAACCGUUGGAAAAAAAUACCCCCAGAAGAAAAAAAGAUUAUAGAAUCUAACGCAUCAAAGGCCAAAGAAGAAUAUCAACUUGCCCUGUCUACGUAUAAAACCACUGAUAAUUGGAAGCAAUACCAAGAGUAUCUUAAAGAGUUUAAGGAAAAACAUAAUUCUAAUUUUCGAGUUCCCAGUGGUGCACAUAAAAGACAAAAACUAGGAAUUUCUCUAGAUGUAGAUACCACAACCUCAUCCGAAUACUCGAGCAACCAAUCUUCUAUCGGGUAUCAUGCCGACAAUGGAAGCGGAAAUUUAAGUAGUGGCAGUAGUAAUUCGAAUAGUAUCGAGAAUGACACUAAUCAUUCUCCUCGGCGUAAAAGUACACACCAUGGUUGUCUCACCCAUAAUUACUAUAAUCCUACGCCAUACAGUAGUGACUCGUCGGCCUCCAAUUCUUUCGUUGCUCCACCGUCAAGCGUCUCCCAGACGAAUAGCACUAUUUUAGAUAGUUUAUCUGCCAAGGAUAGUGGAGCCCAUAACUCCCAUGGAGAAAAAAAUAUUAGUUUCAGUGAGGAUUCAUCCUUCUCUCCAGAUAAUUUUUCUACUUUGAACUCUGCUCCUGCCGGUGAAAAUAGUGAAGCCGAUGAACUUCCUGUUAACCGGUGA
Molecule: messenger RNA, 1179 nt
Organism: Acaulospora colombiana
Lineage: Eukaryota; Fungi; Glomeromycota; Glomeromycetes; Diversisporales; Acaulosporaceae
Source: the annotation of a GenBank genome assembly